Messenger RNA from Linum trigynum, 2610 nucleotides. Lineage: Eukaryota; Viridiplantae; Streptophyta; Magnoliopsida; Malpighiales; Linaceae. The record is from the annotation of a GenBank genome assembly.
GUCCUACAAGAAAUUCAAAGAAUGAUUGCAAGUUUCUGGUGGGGAAGGAAAAGGGAGGAAAGAAGAAUACAUUGGAUGAGCUGGGAGAAAUUAUGUCGCCCUAAAUAUGAGGGUGGGAUGGGAUUUCGAGAUUUACAAGGUUUCAACAUAGCACUACUUGGCAGGCAGAUCUGGAAUCUACUAAAGAAACCUGAAUCAUUAGUGGCAAGGGUCCUAAAAGCUCGCUACUACCCUCACUGUGGUGUUCUGGAGGCGUCAGUGGGAUCAAAUCCCAACUACAUUUGGAGAAGUCUCAUGCAAGCUCAAUCCCUGGUGAGAGAAGGGACGAGAUGGAGGGUGGGAAAUGGAGAAGACAUUCGUAUUUGGUGGGAUUGCUGGAUUCCAGAGGCACCAAACUACAAAAUUCAAUCUCAAGCAAUCGGGCUGGGAAUAACAGAGAGGGUAUCAAGUCUGAUCGAUUGGGAAACAAGGUCAUGGAAAAGCAACCUACUGCAAACCAAUUUCCAACCAAAUGACAGGUCUCGAAUUGAGCAGAUACCUAUACCCCCCCCCCCCCAACCUAGGCCUGAUGUACAGAUUUGGGGAAGAGAGAAAACUGGCAAAUACUCAGUCAGGUCAGGAUAUAAAGAAUGGAGGAAGGCACAAACUGCAUGUCAAGUUGAAACCUAUGUGCCAAUAGAUUGGAAGCAUCUAUGAAUGCUCGAAUUGCCUCCAAAGGUUCACAUUUUUGUUUGGAGAUGGGGGAGUAGCAUCCUCCCAACAGGAGUUAACCUAAGUCGACGAAUCAAGGAAGCAUUUGAUGAAUGUCCUUUCUGUGGACUAUUGGAAACCCAGGAGCAUAUCACAAGAGAAUGCGAUUGGGCAGGAAGGGUAUGGAGACCUAGUAAUCUAGCAAAAAAUUUUCAGACGGGAGAAAGGAAAAGCUGCGAGACUUGGUUGUGCGAUCUACUUGAGGAAACGAACAAGGAAGAAUUAACCAAAGUACUAAUCACACUUUGGUUCCUAUGGAAAGAACGCAACAACCAUUUUUUCAACAACCCUAAACUAGAAGAGUGGGAGAUAGUGGGAAGAGCCCAUAAUUACCUGGAAGAAUACGCGGAGCACCAAGCCAAGGGCAACCCAGGCAUUCCAGCGCCACGAGCUCGAUCUAGGGUGAGCUGGGAACCUCCACCAGUGGGGGUUCUAAAACUGAAUACAGAUGCGGCGAUCCUGGGAGAAAAAGGAACAGGUUAUGGAAUGGUCUUGAGAGAUUGGAAUGGCAAUUUUAUUAUGGGAGCUACUCACCGGACAAGGGUGCGAUGGCCGGUUGAAUUGGCGGAGGCGAAGGCGAUGCUAUGGGGAUUGCAGCUAGCAAGAACUCACCAAACCCAAUCGAUGCUACUGGAAUCGGACUGUCAAACCCUAAUUCAGAAGCUGAAUCGAAGAGAGACAACAGACAUGGAGGUGGCAAUGAUUUGUGAUGAAAUCCGUGAAGCAGCCGAGGAGAAUGACAUUUUUGGGUGGAGAUUCUGGAAAAGGGAAGGAAAUGAAUGUGCCCAUGUGAUGGCACGCUUGAGAGGACGAGCUGAAGAAACCGAAGUGUGGAUAGACAGGCCUCCUGUCUGUUUGGUCACCUUACUUUCUAAAGAGAGCGAUGUAGUCACUGAACUUUGAUUUCUGAAUACAGAUGAAUUGUCAAAAAAAAAAACUUGGAGCAUAAAUGUAUCACAUCUUGCGGGGCCGCCAAUUCCACGAGACUUGGAUAUUGUAAGCCAAGUAAGAUCCAUCUGACAAAGUAGUACCUCACACUAUCUGAGUCCAUAACCACGAACCAUGUCAUUGCAUGGGAACAAUAUAACAUUUGACGUGUCAUUCUAAUUAUAUUUCAAAAUAAAUUGAAGCAUUUGGAGGUCUCGCAAUUGAGUCAUGUUUAAACUUAAACAUAUUUGGACUCCUGGUUUGGUGUGCCAGUGUAAUCUGCAGGCGUGGGAGAGUGGCUUGCAAUUUCGGUGCCUCUAGAGGAUAUAAGGGGCCUAGUUCAAGGACCUCUAGUGACGUUUAUACAUAAGGCUUAGUUAAUGGGGUUUGGUGUGUUCCUUUAGUGGUGCAGUAUACUCAACAAUAUGAUUCGAGGUGCGUCGGGGGACGAAGUGAUGGCUCAUGGUUUUUGUUAUGAAGGAAUGAAAGAUCUAGUCAUGAUGGAGUUGGUGGCUUUAUGUGAUGCACUUCAGUGGUGCAAGCAGGUUGGAUUAGUGGAUUUUUCUCAUCAGCAGCCGCGUAUUGGAUAAAAAGAAUAAAUAUUCUUUUUAUUAUUAUACCCAUUAUUUGGUGUCUCUAGAGGAUAUAAGGGGUCUAGUGCAAGGACCUCUAGUGAUGUUGAUACAUAAGGCUUAGUUAAUGGGUUUUGGUGUGUUCCUUUAAUGGUAUAGUAUACUCAACAAUAUGAUUCGGGAUGCGUCGGGGGACGAAGUGAUGGCUCAUUGUGUUUGUUAUGAAGGAAUUGAAGAUAUGGUCAUGAUGGAGUUGGUGGCUUUAUGUGAUGCACUUCAGUGGUGCAAGCAGGUUGGAUUAGUGGGUUUUGCUCAUCAGCAGCCGCGUAUUAGAUAAAAAGAAUAAAUAUUCUUUUUAUCA